Messenger RNA from Chlorella variabilis, 751 nucleotides. Its product is annotated as expressed protein. The transcript has 4 exons. NCBI's taxonomy places the organism in Eukaryota, Viridiplantae, Chlorophyta, Trebouxiophyceae, Chlorellales, Chlorellaceae. The record is from RefSeq and is a predicted model, not a curated record. The coding region runs from base 61 to 663 and encodes 200 amino acids.
GACUUAAACGAUUGAUAGCAUUCAACGGUCGGCAGUGCUACGCAAGCGCUCCGAGGCUCCAUGGCAGCCAUGGCUGCGGAGGUCGUCCACCAAGCCGAGCGGGCUCUGCUGCUUUCCGAUUUUUGCGAGGCCGAGCGUCAUGCACGGCAGGCCUGCCAGCUAGCAGCAGGACAAGCAGACGCGCGGGAGCUUCAGGACAGGGCGUGCGUCGUGGCGCUGCAGACGCUGUUUGAGACGCAGAGGUUUGGCCUGGCCCACAGGCUGCUGCGCGGCCUGUUUGGCUCCGCCGCCUCCGCGCCGCCCAACACGCUGCUGCUGUGGCUGGCGCUUGCGCUGGACACAGACAGCCGGCGCGAGGCGGAGCGCCUGAUCCUCGAGCUGCUAGACGCCUGCCAGCCCUCCGGCCCCGCAGGCAGCAGCAACGGCUGGUCUCGGCGGCAGUACCUGGCGCUGCUGCACCUCUACACGCUGGAAGUGCUGCUGCGGGAGCUGCGCGAGCCGGCAGGUGAUGCGCUGGGUCCAGGAGACGCAGCUGCCCAUCAACGCCGAGGAGCGCCAGUUGCUGCUGAGCGAGCUGGAGCUGGAGCAGCAGGCGCGGUCGCCCGGCGCCGCCGCCGGCGGCAGCGCGGCGGCCGGCUGGGAGAGCAGGGUUGCGACGACUAGGGCGGAGCAGGAGCUGGAGCCUGGCUGGCCGGAAAGCAGCGGGGCGGAGGGAGCGGCGGCAGAGGAGGAACACAGCUUCCAGCAGAAG